UUAGUAAUUGGAACAGAAUUUGUGAACAUAGAUAUGCUUCCUAAAGAAUUGAAUGGAAUAAUAGUAUUUGGAUUUCCUGGCCAAACAUUUUUAAUUAUGAUCCCAAGUCUAGGGAUUGAAAUUAAGUAUUAUGAAUUAACUGGUGGAUUUAGCAUAAAACUGCCGUCAGAGAAAUUCUUCAAUAAAACCAGAGGUUUAUGUGGUAAUUGUAAUAAAAAUAAUAAGGAUGAUAUCAUUUCUCAGAAUGAAACUAGUGUAAAUGAAGUUGUUGAUUUUGUAUGUAGUUGGUCAGAAGAUAGAAAUGUAAAAAAUUGUAAAUUAUCUUUUUAUAAAAAGCAUAUAUCUAAUGAAAGUUUAGAAGAAAACUGUACAGAAAUUUUGGAUCCAAUGUUCAAUGCAUGUCACUUGAUUAUAGACCCUGUUUUAUAUCAGACUGCUUGUAUCUAUGAUGCUGNAUGUGGAAAUAAUUGCCUCGGUUUUCAUUGGUUUUGGAUUUCUCUGAUUCAUAUAUCUAAUGAAAGUUUAGAAGAAAACUGUACAGAAAUUUUGGAUCCAAUGUUCAAUGCAUGUCACUUGAUUAUAGACCCUGUUUUAUAUCAGACUGCUUGUAUCUAUGAUGCUGCUAGUUCGGCAGAUCCUCAUUCAGUAAUUUGCAAUAGUUUAAUGGAAUAUGCAAAGCAGUGUUGUUCAGCUGGAAUCUCAAUGCAAGAUUGGUACAAAAAAUAUAAUUGCA
Molecule: messenger RNA, 733 nt
Organism: Centruroides sculpturatus (bark scorpion)
Lineage: Eukaryota; Metazoa; Arthropoda; Arachnida; Scorpiones; Buthidae
Product: intestinal mucin-like protein
Exons: 4
Cellular component (GO): extracellular matrix
Source: RefSeq, a predicted model, not a curated record